AUGGCAAAGGCGAUGCAAGAGUCUUCUCUGUUAGGACAACUUGAGGUAGAAGUUGAGAUCAAAGCUCCGGCGGCGAAGUUCUACCACAUGUACGCCGGAAGGCCACACCAAGUGGCCAAAGCCACCCCUCGAAACGUGCAGGCAUGUGAUCUGCACGAUGGAGAGUGGGGCACAGUUGGCAGUAUUAUCUUCUGGAACUACGUUCAUGAUGGAGAGGCAAAGGUGGCGAAAGAGAGGAUCGAAGUAGUGGAGCCGGAGAAGAAACUGAUAAAGUUUAGGGUUUUAGAAGGAGAUCUAAUGAAAGAGUUCAAGAGCUUUGUGAUAACGAUCCAGGUUACCCCAAAGCAAGGAGGAAGUGGGAGUAUUGUCAAGUGGCACUUUGACUAUGAGAAGAUUGAUGAGAAGGUGUCUCACCCUGAGACUUUGCUCCCGUUCUUUGCCGAGAUGAUCAAAGAGAUCGACGAACACCUCUUGUCCGAGGAAUAG
Molecule: messenger RNA, 486 nt
Organism: Microthlaspi erraticum
Lineage: Eukaryota; Viridiplantae; Streptophyta; Magnoliopsida; Brassicales; Brassicaceae
Source: the annotation of a GenBank genome assembly